AUGCCCGAUCCAUCGCCAAGAACCCCGCCCCCGGCAUCCCCUUCAGAGCACGACCAAGACCACGACCCGGACUCACCACACAACGACACCUCUGGCACCAACAAUGCGUCUGGCAAGAAGCGCAAGCUCAGCUCGGGGCGCACAUCACAGGCCUGCACACGAUGCCGCUCCCUCAAAAUGAAAUGUAUCGGGGCUAACGACCCACCAUGUCGUCGUUGUCGACGUACUGGAGCGAGCUGCGACUUCAUCCCCCGAGCCAAUGCUGCGCGGCCGUGGUCUCCAGGGCCGUACCCGUCGCACACCUGUACCGAGCUGUGGCGCAGCCAGGUCACGCAACGCUUGAAGCAACUUGAGGCUGCCAACGCCCGCUUUGAGGCUCUCUUCCAGCAGCUGGCCAAGAAUGGCACCAUCUCUGGUGUCCAACUGGGUCCUACGCCGACUGAUACGACGGACCCGCCUUCCCUGCCUUCUCUCGGGCUCAUCCGCGAGGAAGGCGAUGGCCGCACCGAGGGCGAGUACCAGGGAGUCCUCCAGGCCAUCGAGAGGCUCAAGGACGAGCUCCCCGCGCACAUCGCUGCGGAUGAGGCAUGGUCGCCCGGAGUUGUCUGCCCUAUCUGGGAGUCCGCCGACCUGGCGCGGCACCAGCCUGUCUACUUCAAGGCUUUCACCCGAGCUGUCGGCACGCUGGCCGUCCCCGACUGUCCUAUUCGCGGGACAUGCAUUCUCGGGGAAGACGGUCCGGUCAGCGCCAAGUUUGACGACGUUCUGGCGAUUAUUCUCGUCGGUCUUCUUGCGGUCGGCUGGGUCGACACGCUGGGCAUGUGGGUCAACACUGCUUAUCGACUUCUGCUGGACGGCACAGCUGAGGAGCGAGGGCGUCGGCAGUCUGAGUGGCGUGGGCUCUGGGAAGGCCUAAGGCACUCCUCGCUGCAUCUCAUCUGUCCGGCCCUACCGCGUUCGCCUCCCGACCCUCCUUUCUCCCCUGCCCGCUCGGGUUCGCCAACGAUGAACGCAGGUGCGCCGAUCGGUGAACUGCUUGAGAUCAUGCAGCGCCGCAUGCCGCGGUUCGUGGGUCGCGGUCUGCCCACAGUAUGGGAGACGGUGUGUCUGAACAACGAUCCCAAGCAGCGACACAUCACGGCGGAGCCGGACGACAUGGCUGCCAUCAGGUCGUGGGCCAUUGAGAUCGAUACCUGGUACUCGCGUUGCGCAGCGGACACGACGAACGCGUCGCUCUAUGUGCGCUCAAUCAUCUUGCUGAACUAUCACCUGCACAAGCUGUUCGUGUUCAGCAUUUUCUUCCCCCUUCUCGGCGUCGCCGCAACCGGUGCAUCAGAGCGCGAGCCUCUACUCGAGUCGUCCCGCGUCGUACUCAAGAUCGAAGCCAGCGGCUUCGAAGUCUGGUCAUCCUGGGACCUCGUCAUCAUCACGAACGCGUCCCUGAUCCUGCUGCAGGCGUGGGCUUCGGGCGCCGCAGACCAGGAGGACCUGAAUCUCAUCCAGAACCACCUAAACCUCCUCACGUGCACCCAGCAGGCGGCGCCUAGCCUCCGCCACAUGCUCGCAUCCCGCCUCGAGACAACCCUGCAGGAGGUGCGCACACCCGUCCGUGCCACUGUGCCCCUGCCUGCGACCAGUCCGCAGGAGACCAACGCCGCCAUGAACUCCAUGGUCAGCACCUGGUCGCAUAUCGGCCAACACCGCGAGGACCAGGAGCGCGGACAGGCGUACCCGCCUCGCCCGACGACGGUUUUCAUGCCGCAAGCGCCCGAUCUCGGUGGUCUCAUCCCCGACCUGCCGCCUUUCGACCUGAGCGACCCCACAGCCUUGACAGACUGGCCACCCUUCUUGCUCAACUUCUUCGGCGACCAGAAUGCCGCCGGACCGCAACCUCCACCUACCGCCGCCGGCCCACAGCCGCAGCAGAUGGCGUUCCAGCCUCCUCCGCAGCAGCCACACCAUGCCCCGCCGCACCAUCAGCCUCACCCUCAGCAUGCGCCGCAUCCCCAGUAG
This is a messenger RNA of Trichosporon asahii var. asahii CBS 2479, 2013 nucleotides long. RefSeq lists its product as uncharacterized. NCBI's taxonomy places the organism in Eukaryota, Fungi, Basidiomycota, Tremellomycetes, Trichosporonales, Trichosporonaceae. Gene Ontology annotation, molecular function: zinc ion binding; DNA-binding transcription factor activity, RNA polymerase II-specific; transcription cis-regulatory region binding. Gene Ontology annotation, cellular component: nucleus. Gene Ontology annotation, biological process: regulation of DNA-templated transcription. The transcript is spliced from 5 exons. Bases 1 to 2013 code for a protein of 670 amino acids. The record is from RefSeq and is a predicted model, not a curated record.